AUGGCUGAGAAGAUUGCGAUUGACAAAAACAACUUUUUCAACCACCUAUCGAAUUUUUAUGCGUCAUGGAAGGCCGACAAACGCUCGGGAAAUGCUCUUUAUGGAGGCGCCACAUCUAUUAUCAUUUUGAUGGGCAAGACGCAAAACGAUGAGGGCUCUUUCCAGAAGAACAAUGCCAUGCAUUUCUGGCUUCUCGGAUACGAAUUUCCUGCCACCCUUUUCGUCCUUACUACCGAGGCGAUUUACGUGGUCACAACAGCCAAGAAAGCGGAGCUUCUUGAGCCGCUGAAAGGUGGAAAGAUUCCUGUGGAGCUUCUGGUGACCACCAAGGACCCAGAGACAAAAACCAAGGCUUUUGAGAAGUGCUUGGACGUUAUCAAGAGCGCAGGAAACAAAGUUGGCACCCUACCCAAAGACACCACAAGCGGACCCUUCGCCGACGAUUGGAAACGUGCAUUUGGAGAUAUCUCUAAAGAUGUUGAGGAAGUGGACAUCACUCCUGCCCUGUCAGCAGCCUUCUCAAUCAAGGACCCCGAAGAAUUGGUUUCCAUCCGAAAUGCCGCCCGAGCGUGCAGCGGCUUGAUGUCGGAAUACUUCGUGGAUGAAAUGUCGCGAUUGCUGGAUGAGGAAAAGCAGAUGACACACAAAGCUCUCGCCGCAAAGGUGGACGGGAAGAUCGACGAUGCGAAGUUCUUCAAGAAGCUAGCACGACUGCCCGCCGAAUUCGAUCCCGAACAGAUUGACUGGGCUUAUGGUCCGGUUGUACAGAGUGGUGGAGUUUACGAUCUGAAGUUGACUGCCACCUCUGACAGCAAGAACCUGAAGCCGGGCAUCAUUUUGUCUAGCUUCGGAAUUCGCUACAAAACAUACAAUUCGCUCAUCGGACGAACCUAUCUGGUGGAUCCCAGCAAAUCCCAGGAAGCCAAUUACGCUUUCUUGCUUACCCUCCACGAAACUGUCAUGAAAGAGAUCAGAGACGGUGUGGUAGCUAAGGACCUCUACAAUAAGGCACUCAGUCUCGUGCGGUCGAAAAAACCCGAGCUUGAAAACCACUUGGCCAAGAACGUCGGUGCAGGAAUUGGAAUUGAGCUGCGAGACUCCAACAUGGUUCUUAAUGCCAAGAACAACCGUGUUUUAAAGAACGGAAUGACUCUGUCUAUCUCUAUCGGGUUGACGGAUGUAAAGGAUUCUGAUUCAAAGGAUAAUGGCGUGUACUCCAUGGUCAUCACGGAUACGGUCCGUGUUGGAGAGAGUGGGCCUCAUAUCUUCACAAAGGACGCUGGUAUCGACAUGGACUCUGUUUCCUUCUAUUUCGGCGAUGAGGAGGAGCCUGAGAAGCCCGCGAAGGUGAAGAAAGAAUCGAAAUCUAGCGCCGUGGCGAGCCGGAAUGUCACUCGGACCAAGCUUCGAGCGGAGCGUCCCACUCAGAGCAAUGAGGGCGCCGAAGCUCGUCGCCGUGAGCAUCAGAAAGAACUUGCGACAAAGAAGACCAAGGAGGGUCUUGACAGGUUCACAGGAACCACUGGUGAUGAUAAUGGUGUGGCUCAGAAGAAGUUCAAGCGUUUCGAAUCUUACAAGCGUGACAAUCAACUGCCAACCAAGGUCAAGGAUCUUACAGUCUAUGUUGAUCACAAGGCCCACACUGUCAUUGUCCCCAUUAUGGGACGGCCGGUGCCAUUCCAUAUCAACACCAUCAAGAAUGCGAGCAAGAGUGAUGAGGGCGAAUAUGCUUAUCUGCGUAUCAACUUUCUCUCUCCAGGCCAGGGUGUCGGCAGAAAGGACGAUCAGCCUUUUGAGGAUCCAUCAGCUCACUUCGUUCGCAAUUUGACUCUGCGAUCUAAGAAUAACGACAGAUUCGCGCAGGUUGCGCAAGAUAUCACUGAGCUCCGGAAGACAGCGUUGAGACGAGAGCAGGAAAAGAAGGAGAUGGAAGACGUGGUGGAGCAAGACAAGCUCGUUGAAAUCAGAAACCGACGACCUGUGAAGCUACCCGAUGUUUACCUGCGGCCACCGCUGGAUGGAAAGCGUGUCCCUGGUGAGGUGGAAAUCCACCAGAAUGGUCUCAGGUACUUGUCGCCUUUCCGUAAUGAGCAUGUCGACGUGCUCUUCAGCAACGUCAAGCACUUGUUCUUCCAGCCCUGCGCCCAUGAGUUGAUUGUGCUCAUCCACGUGCACUUGAAGACUCCCAUCAUAAUUGGCAAGAGGAAGACCAGAGACGUGCAGUUCUACCGUGAAGCGACUGAAAUGCAGUUCGACGAAACUGGCAAUCGUCGACGGAAGCACCGAUAUGGAGACGAGGAAGAAUUCGAGGCUGAACAGGAAGAACGACGGCGGAGGGCUGCCCUCGACCGGGAGUUCAAGGCAUUCGCCGAGAAGAUCGCGGACGCUGGUAAGGACGAGGGCACAGACGUCGAUAUUCCUUUCCGUGAGAUCGGGUUCACGGGUGUUCCCAACCGCUCCAACGUCUUGAUCCAGCCGACAACAGACGCCCUUGUUCAACUCACCGAGCCACCGUUCAUGGUGCUUACUCUCAAUGAGAUUGAGAUUGCCCACCUGGAGAGAGUGCAGUUCGGUCUUAAAAACUUCGAUCUCGUCUUCGUCUUCAAAGACUUCCAUCGGGCCCCGGUUCAUGUCAACACGAUCCCCGUUGAGGCACUGGAAGGCGUCAAGGAUUGGCUUGAUUCCGUUGACAUCGCUUUCACCGAGGGUCCGCUGAACUUGAACUGGACCACAAUCAUGAAGACGGUCGUCAGCGAUCCGUAUGGAUUCUUCGCCGACGGCGGCUGGUCGUUCCUGGCUGCCGAGUCGGACUCCGAGGGCGGCUCCGAUGAAGAGGAAGAGUCGGCGUUUGAAUUAUCGGAUUCGGAACUUGCUGCUGCCGACGAGAGCUCCGAAGAAGAUAGCGAAUACGACGAUGACGCAAGUGCGGAUGCGAGCGAAGAGGAAUUCAGUGGUGACGAAGAGAGCGGCGAGGAUUGGGAUGAACUGGAGAAAAAGGCCAAACGCCAAGACAAGGAGAAUAGGAUGGAUGAGGAUGAUCGCGGCACCAAGCGAAAGCGCUAG
Penicillium macrosclerotiorum is the source of this 3063-nucleotide messenger RNA. It is a transcript of the gene spt16, whose product is annotated as chromatin-remodeling protein SPT16. Gene Ontology annotation, molecular function: nucleosome binding. The transcript has 7 exons. Gene Ontology annotation, biological process: transcription elongation by RNA polymerase II; positive regulation of transcription elongation by RNA polymerase II. The coding region runs from base 1 to 3063 and encodes 1020 amino acids. The record is from RefSeq and is a predicted model, not a curated record. Gene Ontology annotation, cellular component: FACT complex. NCBI's taxonomy places the organism in Eukaryota, Fungi, Ascomycota, Eurotiomycetes, Eurotiales, Aspergillaceae.